Molecule: messenger RNA, 411 nt
Organism: Seminavis robusta
Lineage: Eukaryota; Bacillariophyta; Bacillariophyceae; Naviculales; Naviculaceae
Source: the annotation of a GenBank genome assembly
AUGGAUGUACAAUCCAUCCGAGGCAAAGAUGAAACAGUUGCCACUGAAGCUAGGAGCGAGCUUGGCAUUGGUAUUGGCGAACCACCUAUUUUACCAGCAGGUCCAGUAUGGGUUAGGGUGAGAUUGUACAAGAGGCCUCCACAAAACAUGUUUGUCAACGGAAACAGAACCAGACCCAAGGGAAAGCUAUUACAAGCAUCACAAUCUAAUAGCACAGAGUACACUAUAAGUAUGAAACCAGACACAGAUAACUGCCUCAAAUUUGUGCUAGACGCAUUGACUGGGGUUGGAUGGAUGGAUGAUUUCCAAGUUUGCAAGCUUGAUGCAAUGAAGUGCUACGACAGUGUUGCACCCUUCACAGGAAGGACACUAAUCGAAUUUGGAUCUCUAGAUGAGUUGGUUCACUUUUAA